AUCCCGUUGAACAAACGAUUAGUUAAACGGUUUCCUUCGAUCCUGGGCAGGCGCUAAAGGAAGGAAGUCGUUUUCUUAUCCUUUGGUACAAGAACUACAGUUAAAAUUGGUGACCUGUAGAGAACGGUAGUCGCGGGCUCUGGGUAGAGGGGUGAGCGUGUUUCAGAGGCGACAACAGCACGGUAUGCAGAUACGAAGCCGGGGUAAACCGGGAAGCCGUAGUUCGCGGAGCGUAGUAAUCGUAGUCGCUCCGAACAGUCAACGACAUCCGGAAGCCGCGGAGACACUGGAAUUCAGACAGACGAUGCGGCUGCUCCUCGAAGCGUACCCCUUGCUGUUCCUCUUAACGGGAGUCUGCGCGACAGGGAUCGGCAAGGCAUGGCAGGUCCUCCCGUACGCGACCGUGGACUGGAACCACGAGUCCUGGCCACGGUCAGACUCCUCCGUGUUCGAGGUGCGCAGCGUGAGCGGCGUGGGCCACUUAGAUCCGCCAGGACCAUCGCAGCCGAACACCAAACCCGGGACAGAAUCCACCGAGCCAAACGAUCUCCCCAAAUCAUCAAUUAAAAACCCUCACGACAGACUCGAGCGAACAGCGGAAUCCCACAACCAGAACGAAGCGGCCGAGAAGAUACUCGACACGGGCGUCAUGAUGACGGUGCUCCAAGGGAACGCGAGAGACAUCACUGCUAACUCGGAAGAGGACAUAUCCCGAGUCCGGCGCGACGCCGACAACGAGACGAGGAUGGAGCAGAUCACGACCACGAAGAACGUGCGGGAGGUUCGCCUGAGCUCGCCGGAGACCUGGUCCUCGCAGUCCCUGUCCGUCGAGUUCCCGAACCGCGGCCUGGACCAGAUGAUCCAGCAGACGGUGGACGAGGAGGAGCUGCCGAACUCGAGAGGCUACCACGCGCCGCGCGCCGACUUCGUCACCAGCCACCAAAGGCGCAGCUACGACCAUCGGGACGCCAGGGACAUGCCGGUGACCAGAGGCUACGACGACUACGACUUCCCCUGGUACAGGAACGCCGCGCGCGAGAGGGAGUACGACCCGGUGGCCUACCGCAGAGGCUACAGCUACUACUACCCCGACCGCUACCGAAUGGAGCGCGACUACUACAUGCGUCUGCCGCAGGACUACGCCUACUACUACGACAGGUACCGGGACGAGGACCUGGACCUCUACGGGCGCAGCAGACCGACGCCGAAGCCGAAGCGGAUCAUCUACUACGCGACGCUGCCGGAGAUAGUCAGGAAGCCCGUGGACCUGCGGAACUACCCCAGGCAGUACGAAGCGGCCAGGACGCCGGUGUCCAGGGACGGCACCUACAAACGCAUCCCGGGGAACGUCGACCCCAGCAGGUACCGCUUCAGACACCUGUACGACGGCUACGACUCGUACUCGAAGAGGUCCAGCUUCGAUAGACCGUUUUCUUAUGGUGACGAGGACGGUCGUCGUAAAGUGACGCUGGAGAGUCUCCGGAACAACGAGCCGCUCGACCCAAGCGGCGACAGGAAGCUGGCUAAUCAGGUGUCCGUUCGGAACGACGGCAAGCUGCCCUGGCCGGUGCAGAUCGGCACCGAGGUCAGCGUCAAGGACGACGACAGGGUCCCCGGCAGGAAGAUCUUCGGCGAGAGCAACGGCUACGAGAGAUUCCAGAGCGCGCAGCUGCAGAAGGCGCCCGACGCUACCGGCUCCAGCGAACUGCAGAGCGAUAAUUGAAUCGAUUCGCGUGCAUGGUUGAAUCGAGCAAGGAAUCGACUUGGGUAGAUCGGGUUCGGGGGUUUUCGUGAUCGGUGGGGUUGUAAUUGAUGAUCGAUUAACGUUGUAAUUGAUAUUUGAGUCGUUUCGACGGACAGCUGCGUACAAACCAAGUCAAUUCGUUCUUCGAUCUGAUAGAUGUAGUUGGUUUGGAGGAACCUCUUCUCUGAUUACUUUGAUACGCUGUCCUUUUUUUAACGAGACGUUUGUUAACUGUCGACGUAUAGUUCGUUGUAUUUCAUGUAUUGUGAUCUGCGGGAUCUCCGUCACUUUUCCUAUGUAUUUAUCGAUAUCUUUAACUCGUGACUCGUUCGUGGUAUUUGGUGUACGUCGCUCGCAUUAUACUUACCACUCGAUAGGAGCUUAAUCGCAUCUUUAA
Messenger RNA from Nomia melanderi (Alkali bee), 2141 nucleotides. RefSeq lists its product as uncharacterized. The record is from RefSeq and is a predicted model, not a curated record. Lineage: Eukaryota; Metazoa; Arthropoda; Insecta; Hymenoptera; Halictidae.